Molecule: messenger RNA, 2254 nt
Organism: Athene cunicularia (burrowing owl)
Lineage: Eukaryota; Metazoa; Chordata; Aves; Strigiformes; Strigidae
Gene: BRF2
Product: BRF2, RNA polymerase III transcription initiation factor subunit
Exons: 4
Coding region: 1-1140 (379 amino acids)
Biological process (GO): transcription initiation at RNA polymerase II promoter; transcription preinitiation complex assembly
Cellular component (GO): transcription preinitiation complex; nucleus
Molecular function (GO): RNA polymerase II general transcription initiation factor activity; TBP-class protein binding
Source: RefSeq, a predicted model, not a curated record
AUGAGAUUCUAUAUUUUGGAGGUUUGGCGGGGAGGCUGUGAGUACGUUAUUUGCUUUCAGCCUCUCCGAGAGGUGGCCUAUUCCCAGAGCACUGGCCAGAAAGAGCAGCUGAGCCGCUGCCUGCAGCGAGGGAUCAGGCGGGUCCAGGAUCUCUGUAAAGUCCUCCAGCUCCCGACGGUGUUUGAGGAAACGGCAGUGUCGUACGUCCAGAGAGCUCUGCAGCACCCCUCCUUCCACCUGGUCAGUCUGGAGAAGAAGGAGCUCCUGGGGGGCUGCUGCGUCUUUGUGACUUGUCGACAGCACAACUGGCCACUGACGAUGGGGACGAUCUGCUCCCUCCUUUAUGCGAAGCAGGAACUGUUUGCCAGCGUCUACCUGAGCCUGCAGAAAGAGCUCGAGCUCUCUGUGCCGGCCCUGAGCCUGGCAGAUCUGGUGAAGACUCACCUGAACAGUUUUCGGCUGUUCCAGCACGCGGCUGACAUCCCGGCCCCCUUUGUGGAGAACAAGGAGAAGGUGGUGGCCCGAACGAUGCAGAUUGUGGAGCUGGCCAGUGAGACAUGGCUAGUGACCGGCCGGCACCCUGUCCCCAUCGUCACGGCCGCAGCGUUCCUGUCGUGGCAGUCGCUGCAGCCGGCCACCCGCCUCGCUUGCACCCUGGCACGCUUCUGCAAGCUGGCGCGCGUGGACCUGCCGCCUCCGGCGCACCUGAGGCUGAAGGAGCUCCUUGAGAUCCUCCUGAGAAUGGCCUCCCAGCUCGCCUGGCUGCGGGUGUUUAACUUGGACAAGAAAACUGUGGUCAAGCACAUCGGGGACCUGCUGCAACACCGGAUUUUCCUGCUGAAAAGCGCCUUCUGCCCGGAGGAUGAGGAGGAGCAGCAGUGUGCGGCGGCCCCGGGUGAGGCCUCCCCCGGGUCAGCAGCGGGGGCAGUGCAGGGGGGGGGCUGUCCCUCGGCGGGGAAGCGCCGGCCCUUGCUGCCGCCCUGCCUCGUCAAUCCGAGGAAGAGGCUGCGCACGGCAGCACCGAGCGCUUCGGACUCUGCCGUCACUGGCGAGGAGCCCAUCUCCGACGGCGAGAUCGAGCAGUACCUGCGCGGCCCGGAGGAGAUCCGGGCCUUCAGGAAGGCCCAGGCCUGGCUGUGAGGAUGGUCAAUCUCAGCGUGGGCCCGGGGCUGCAGGGGCUGCGGCACCAAAAGUGUAAAACCUGCUGGUGACAGAGCCGUCGCACGAUGAGGGAGUGGGGUGGUGGGGAGGGUGCAGGCUCUGUCCUCUUUCGUGUUCUGGACCAAAAUGGGGCUUUUUCUGGAGUGACUGCUUUGGGUUGUGUUACAUUUCUGUUAGAAAUAAACAGGAGCGCAGGUGCCAGGGCGGGUUUCAGGGUUCUCUCUCUCUUCAGCCUCUGGUUAAAGGUUUUGGUGAGCCCCAGCCCUGCGGGGUGGCGUCGGUGAGGCCUUACAGUGGGGUGAGACCCGGGGCAGGUCUCCAGCACCUUCACUGACGCUGCUUUUCCAGGUCUCACCUUCUUGUGCUUCACUUCCUUUGGCAAAAUGGGUUUGUGAGGGUCACAGAGGCACGUGAAGUGGCUGGGACAGAACGACCCCGUCCUUGGUGAAAUAAGGGAGGUGAAAGUGCUGGCAGUCUGUGUGUGUACAGUGCUGCUGCUCCAUCAACACUGCCCACUCCUUGCCUGGCCACCUGUUGUAUUUGAACACAAAUUCUGUGAGAAAUACCAGUAGAUCUUGGCAGAUUGGCAAAUCUUUAAUAUAUUAAACAAAACAUAUCUGCUAGAAACAUUCUAUUUAUAUAAAAAUGCAAAAAGACCCCUUUAAAGACAUUUCUUUGGCAUACUUUCCCCUCCCUCCCCCACGUAUAUUGCAAGAAGCUCUCUGUUGAUAUGUCAUUUGCUUGUAAUGUAAACAGACAAAAAAAAAAGUGUAAUUAAUAAUACAAAGCUUUUUCUAUAAUACUGUCACAGUGCAGCAAGCAUAUAUAACAACUCAGCAUCAGCACGACCGUGUAGGCUGCGGUAUCGGCAAUAAGGAUCUAAAUUGUAUUAAAUACCAGGGGCAGUGAAAGGUGGUUGAAGCCGGUGGUUGGGCAGAGAGGGGGAGGCAGGCGGGGAGCGGCAGGGUGGGCUGGGGGCUCCCCGAGGGUUGCUAGAGGAGAGAGAAAUCCACCACGAAGUGCUUUUUCCUCCACGGCCUUGUGGGUCCCUGGCCCCGCCGGCCCCUCGUGGCCCCUGGGGAGGUAGCUAACU